GCUAAACGUGUAAAAUGCAAACUGAACAUGGCUUUAGCCAGUAAUAAUCUGGCUAGGCAUGACUUGGCCUACUUCAGAGUUAAACCAAAGAAAUUAUUCCAUGAUGUACAUUCAUGUGAUCUUAGGUGGGCCUAGCUAAAAGAGCUUCUGGAUGGGUAAAAGAUAUCACUGUGAUUACUGUGACAAGUCCUUCCCAGACAGCAAAGAGGGCAGAGACAAGCACAUCAAUGGGGUUGUGCACAAGCGAAUGAAGAAAGAGCAUUAUGAUCAGUUUAGAGAUCCUGAAGAACGCUACAGAGAGGAAUCAGCCAAGAAACCAUGCACACGAUUUCAUUCAACAGGCCAGUGUCAGUUUGGUGGUAACUGCAUCUACACUCAUUUGACUCCAGAGCAGCUUCAAGAACUACGCAUGACGGUUGAUCAGUCUCGCAGAGCCAGAGAACCCAAACGCCUGGAUACCGAGACCAUAGAAGCUCUGGUGGAAGAAAUCAUCUCUCAAAGGAAGGAUGAUGCCAAGACAAGAACAAAAGAACGCAAGAGAAUGCCCUCCCUCUGGGAUGCACCAUUCCCAAAUGAUCUGAUUAAUUAUGGGCCCCUUCCACCUUCUUUGUUGCCAUGUGACCCAAAGUCGAACAAGCAG
Messenger RNA from Darwinula stevensoni, 640 nucleotides. The record is from the annotation of a GenBank genome assembly. NCBI's taxonomy places the organism in Eukaryota, Metazoa, Arthropoda, Ostracoda, Podocopida, Darwinulidae.